CGCGCGGCCGGCUCAGUGCGGCCGGCACCUGGGGCGAGCUUACCUGCGGGCGAAGUUCGCGGCGGCGUCGGAGGCGGCGGGGAGCGGAGAGGAGCCGCCGGGGCCUCGCUAGGGCCGCAGCGGCAGCAGUUGGGCCCCCCGCCCCGGCCGGCGGCCCAGAGAACGCAGGAAGGGGGCCGGGGGGACCCGCCCCCGGCCGGUCGCAGUCAUGAACUCCAACGUGGAGAACCUGCCCCCCCACAUCAUCCGCCUGGUGUACAAGGAGGUGACGACGCUGACCACGGACCCUCCCGAUGGCAUCAAGGUCUUUCCCAACGAAGAGGACCUCACGGACCUGCAGGUCACCAUCGAGGGCCCUGAGGGGACCCCGUACGCCGGAGGCCUGUUCCGCAUGAAACUCCUGCUGGGGAAGGACUUUCCUGCCUCCCCGCCCAAGGGCUACUUCCUGACCAAGAUCUUCCACCCGAACGUGGGCGCCAACGGCGAGAUCUGCGUCAACGUGCUCAAGAGGGACUGGACGGCUGAGCUGGGCAUCCGGCACGUGCUGCUGACCAUCAAGUGCCUGCUGAUCCACCCCAACCCCGAGUCCGCCCUCAACGAGGAGGCGGGCCGCCUGCUUUUGGAGAACUACGAGGAGUACGCGGCCCGCGCCCGCCUGCUCACGGAGAUCCACGGGGGAGCCGGGGGGCCCAGCGGCGGGAGGCCCGAGGCCAGCCGCUCCCCGGCCAGUGCAGCCUCGGCCUCCUCCACCGACCCCGCGGCCCCUGGGGGCCCGGGCGGGGCUGAGGGGCCCAUGGCCAAGAAGCACGCCGGCGAGCGCGACAAGAAGCUGGCGGCCAAGAAGAAGACGGACAAGAAACGGGCGCUGCGGCGGCUGUAGUGGGUGCUUCCUCCACACCUGCCCGACCCGCAACGCUGUCUCUAAGUUAUUUAAGUUAUGGCUGGGGUGGGGGAGGGGGGCACCGGGACCCGGAUUUGUUUUUCUAAAUAAAGUUGGAAAAGCAAGCAGCUAUGGUGCCUCUUAGUGCCCAGACCAGCCUCUGCCGGGGCUCAGAGCAGCUGGCCUUCCCCCCUCAGGUCCACACGCAGUCCCACCGCACGGGGCCCCUCAUGGAGCUCUGGGGCCACCUCUGGUCUCGGCUGAUGAGGCGUGCUCUGGAUUAACCAGGCGAUGACGUGACUGCAGGAACCCAAUAUUUAAGGUUCUGCCCCUCUCCAGGGGAGGGGAGGGCAUGGGAGCUUUCCGCCGGCCCUGCCUCAGUUCCUUGUCCAUUAUCCAUCAUUUGGUUGGCACAGGGUCAAAAAUUAUCAUAAUCCCUGGCCAGGUGGCUCAGUUGAUAUGAACACCAUCCCAUGCACUAAAAGUUGCAGGUUCCAUCCCCAGUCAGGGCAUACAGGAGACUGCUGAUCUGAGUUUUCCUCUUCCCUUUCUCUAAAAUCAAUUUUAAAAACACCCUCGGGUGAGGAUUUUAAAAAAACUCAUAAAAUGAAAAAACUGGAAAUGACCCAAAUGUUCAAUAGUUGAAUGAGAGAAGGAAUUGUGAAUUCAUACGAUGCAAUCUCACUCAGCAAAGUAUUGAUACAGAAAACAUGGAUGAGUCUCAAAACUAUUAACGGGCUGAAAAGUGUAAAACAUUUAAUCCUAUUUGUGUGAAAUUCUAGAACAGGCCCAACUAAUCACUUAUGGCUGAAAGCAGAUCAGGGAGGUUCAAAUCGGGGGCAUGGGAAAGUUUUUGGGGGGAGGUGAGCAUAUUGCAAGUCUUCUUUAAAAAUACAUAUUUUUUUAAUUUCAGAGAAGAGGGGAGAGAUAGAAACAUCACUGAUAAGAAUCAUUGGUUGCACGCUUCCCACUGAGGAUCGAGCCCGCAACCCCGGGCAUGUGCCCUUGACCGGAAUCAAACCUGGGACCCUUUAGUCCCCAGGCCAACGCUCUAUCCACAGAGCCAAACCAGCCAGCGCUAUUCCAAGUCUUGUUAUGAUGGUCCCAUGGAUGCACAAAUUUGUCAAAACUCACCUAACUAUAGCCUGUCCCAGUAUGGUCCAGUGGUUGAGUGUCAACUUAUGAACCAGGAGGUCAGGGUUCCAUUCCCAGUAUAUACACAGGGAUGUCUUUUCUUAAGGCAAAGAUAGCCCUGGCCAGUAUGGUUCCCUUGCUUGGAGCAUGGCUCCCAGGAGUGGAAGGCUGUGGGUAAGGGCGCAUAGAUAGGUUGUGGGCUUGACCCUUGGUGGGGGCACAUACAAGAGGUAACCAAUCAAUGUUUCUCACAUCGAUGUUUCUCUCCUCCCUCCCUCCCUAAAAUAAAAAAAGCAAAGAAUUUUUAAUUUUAAGGGCAAGGUUUCUACUAAGAAAUGGCUCCCUUGCCCUAGCCAGUUUGGCUUGGUGGAUAUAGAGCAUGGGCCUGUGGACUUUACGAUUCUGGUAAAGAGCAGACGAUCUAUGAUUCUCAUCAUUGAUGUUUCUCUCUCUCCCUCUCCCUUCCUCUCUGAAAUAAAUAAAAAUACAUAUU
This is a messenger RNA of Myotis daubentonii (Daubenton's bat), 2507 nucleotides long. It is a transcript of the gene UBE2S, whose product is annotated as ubiquitin conjugating enzyme E2 S. The record is from RefSeq and is a predicted model, not a curated record. Lineage: Eukaryota; Metazoa; Chordata; Mammalia; Chiroptera; Vespertilionidae.